Closterium sp. Naga37s-1 is the source of this 1611-nucleotide messenger RNA. The record is from the annotation of a GenBank genome assembly. NCBI's taxonomy places the organism in Eukaryota, Viridiplantae, Streptophyta, Zygnematophyceae, Desmidiales, Closteriaceae.
AUGGUGGAUCCGUCAUGGAUCAACAUGCACCGCAUUCUCACACAAUCAUACACUGCUGAUGGAGCUGCUGCUGCUGCUGCUGCUGCUGAUGGAGCUGCUGCUGCUGCUGCUGCUGCUGCUGAUGGUGCAGGGCUGACCCCGCUCCCAUCAAGUCACCACCACGAGCUCAUGACCCUGCAGCACGGAUCUGCUUCUGCUGGUGGUGGUCGUCCUGCCACUGCCCUGCAACAGCGUAGGGCCGUCUCAUACUCCACGCCCCCCAAUCCGUCACGUGCUCACGGAUCAUCUCCUCAGCCCUCACGGGCAGUCGCUCCCACAUCUCCACUCCCCCCCUUCCCCUCUACUCAGAUCCCUCUCACGGUUGCACCACGUGCUGUCCACGCUCCAGCCAACUCUGCUACUGCCAGGCGGCCAGCAGGGGACCAGCAUGGCACCGUCAUUAAUGCAACCCCUCAAGCCAAGGAUAGUGGGAGGCACCGAGAUAUGAACCCGGAGGUUGCCAGAUUAGGCUCGGCAUUUGAAGCUGGUUUGGCAGCUGCCAGAUCCGGUUUGGCAGCUGGCAGCCCUGGUUUGGCAACCGGACCUGCAUUUGCUGCCGUUUCUGGGUUUAACGCUGGUGCUGCAGCAGGAACGGCAUCCGGAGCAGGAUACAGUGUCAGUUCUGGUGUGAGUCAUGGUUUAGGUGCUGCUAGUGCUGGUGCUGCAGCAGGAACGGCUUCAAGAGCAGGAUACAGUGUCAGCUCUGGUGUAAGGUUUGGAGUAGGUGCUGCUGCUGCCGAUCGUGGCCGGUUUUCACCGCUUGGGGAGGAAUGUGCACUGGACCUGCUCACUCGGAUCCUGCACCACCACUGGCACCCCACUCAUCCCCGCAAUCCCCAUUUGAAGGCCCACACUUGUUGCUGCAACCAUCAUCGCGUGACUGUGGUCAACUGCAGUGAGUGUGCGUUGCUCCAGCAGAAUGAAGUUGACCAAGGAGUGGGGGAGAGGGGAGGGCAUGAGAUGGUGGAAGGAGGGAGAGGGGUGGAGAGAGGGCAUGUGGGCCGAGAUGGGGAAGGAGGUGGAGGAGGGGAAGCGAGAGAGGAGGGUGAAAUUGAUGGUAGAGAACAAGGUUCUCUAGGAGAGGGAGGGAAAGGAGAUGGGGGGGAGGUGGGGAGAAGAUGGAGUAGAGAGCAAGGAGGGCGAGAAGGAGUGGGUGAGAGUGAAAGAGAGUCUCCCAGGAGGGACGAGGAGGAAGAAGAGGUGGAAAUGGAAGAGGAAUUCGAGGAAGGGGAAGAGGAAGGGAUCGAGGGGGAAGAAUCAGAGGAGGAAGAAGAAGAGGAAGAGGAGGAAGAGGAGGAGGGGAACCGAGAAGAGGCCCGGCUGGGGAGAGAGGAGAGGGCGGAGGGGUGGGUGCCUGUGUGCUCUGCAGCUCUCUCUAGCGCUUCCUUCACCAACCCCUCUGCAAUGUUGCUGCUGCUGUCAGUGCCAUUGCUCGUGACAACGCGUUGGGUACCGAGAGGGAGAGAGGAGAGGGCGGAGGGGUGGGUGCCUGUGUGCUCUGCAGCUCUCUCUAGCGCUGCUCUCACCAACCCCUCUGCAAUGUUGUCGUUGUUGUUACUGCUCGUGCUUUGA